GCGUGAACCGUAAACCAGUCAACGUUAGCCAUUAAAUAAAUAAAGUAAGCAAUCGAGACGUAAAUGAAAGCUGGUGUUUGUGUAAAUAUAAUAUAGACGUAUUACCUUUAUUUUUUCAGUUUUUAAAGGUGAAUCAAGUUGGUACUGUAAAUUCGUUUAGUGUUUUGUGUAACGUAAGCAUCCAGAGUUGUGUAGUGAAUAGUUAAGAAGUGCUGGUUAUUAAUCAUCUUUAAGGAGUAAUACAGCCAUGACGAUGACUACAACUCUCACGAUGGGUGACCAGUUUGGACUCAAAUGGGAUCCGAAAAACCUAGAAAUAAGGACCAUGUCAGUGGAAAAAACUCUGGAGCCUUUGGUACUUCAGGUGACAACUCUAGUGAACACCAACGGCCCUUCGAAGAAAAAGAAGGGCAAGUCCAAGCGAGCCAAUGCUUUAGUGCAGACGGUUGAAAAAGCAACGGAGAAUUUCAUCGAGAAAGGUGAACAGAUCGCCUACGAAAAUCCUGAUAUUACCCAGGAAAUGUUGGCUGCUGUUGAUGAAGUCAGGAAAACUGGUACUCAGAUGAGCAGAGAUGCUCGCGAAUUCUCUGAGGACCCUUGCUCUUCGAUAAAGCGUAGCAAUAUGGUAAGGGCAGCUCGAAAUCUGCUAUCAGCAGUGACUCGUCUGCUUAUCCUAGCGGACAUGGUGGAUGUCCAUCUUUUGCUCAAGUCCCUUCACAUCGUGGAAAACGAUCUGGAGAAACUGAAAAUGGCUUCAAGCAAUGAUGAGUUGCUUAAUAACAUUGAAACAUUCAGACACAACGCUAAUGAGCUGAUGAAUCAAGCUGCUAAAAGGCAGCAAGAGCUCAAAGAUCCACAUCUCAGGGAUGAUUUAGCUGCAGCAAGGGCAGUGCUCAAGAAACAUUCGACUAUGCUGCUCACAGCCUCAAAAGUUUAUGUUCGUCAUCCGGAACUUGCCGCAGCCAAAGCCAACAGAGACUAUGUUUUAAAACAGGUGUGUGAAGCAGUAAAUACGAUUAAUGAUGUGGCACAAGGCCGGGCCCCUCCAGCUGCAGGACCUUAUGAUGGGCCAGGGGAAUUAGCUGCAGCACUUGACGACUUUGAUGAGCACAUUGUUAUUGAACCUCUUGCAUAUAAUGAGGUGCAUACUAGACCGUCUUUGGAGGAACGUCUGGAAAGUAUAAUCAGUGGUGCUGCGUUGAUGGCAGAUUCCAGUUGCACUCGAGACGAUAGACGGGAGCGCAUUGUUGCUGAGUGCAAUGCAGUUCGUCAAGCUCUCCAAGAUUUGCUUUCUGAGUAUAUGUCUAAUCAGUUGGAGGUGCUUCGGGGAAUCACAGGCCGGAUGGGCAAUAAAGAUAAAACCGAGAGCUUGGGUAAAGCUAUUGAUAACAUGAAAGGGAAAACAAAAGAUCUCAGGAGACAGCUGAGAAAAGCUGUUGUGGAUCAUAUUUCCGACAGUUUUAUGGAAACGAGCAUCCCACUGCUGAUUUUAAUCAAAGCAGCGCAAAAUGGCGAUGAGAAGCAAGUGGAGGAAUAUGCAGGAGUCUUCACGGAGCAUUCCAACAAAUUAGUCGAAGUAGCCGCCUUGGUUUGCAGCAUGUCAAGCCAUGAAGAUGGCGUUAAAAUGGUACGUUAUGCUGCUGCCCAAAUCGACUCGCUGUGUCCGGAAGUAAUCAACGCAGCCAGAAUUCUAGCUGCUAGACCCAGAAGUAAGGUCGCUCAAGAAAACAUGGAUGCCUUUCGACUUACGUGGGAAAAUCAGGUGCGUAUCUUGACCGAUGCCAUUGACGAUAUUACAACAGUAGACGACUUCCUGGCUGUGUCGGAAAAUCAUAUUCUGGAAGACGUAAACAAGUGUGUGUUAGCUUUGCAAGAAAAUGAGGCAGACACUUUGGAAAGAACUGCAGCUGCAAUUAGGGGACGCACUGGUAGGAUCGGAGUAGUGGUCGCAGCAGAAAUGGACAACUACGAACCUUGCAUUUAUACGAAACGUGUGUUGGAGGCGGUUAAGGUUUUAAAUGAUCAAGUAAUGCCAAAGUUCACCCAAAGAGUUCAAGUAGCGGUCCAGGCCAUUGUGAACAGCCAACAGGGACAACCUUCGAAGGAGUUGGAUGAAAACGAAUUUAUUGACGCUUCGCGCUUAGUAUAUGAUGGUGUACGGGAAAUUCGCAGAGCCGUUCUAAUGAACAGAGCCGAUGAAGAUUUGGAUCCUGAGGAUGUAGAGUUGGACGAAAACUACACUCUGGAAACGAAGAGUAAAUCGAGUGCUCAUACUGGUGAGCAUGGAGUAGAUGAGUACCCAGAAAUUAGUGGAAUUACCACUGCUCGUGAGGCCAUGGGUAAAAUGCCGGAAGAAGACAGGAAGAAAAUUCUUCAACAAGUGGAAUACUUUAGAAGUGAAAAGUUGAAAUUCGAUCGAGAAGUGGCUAAAUGGGACGACACAGGCAACGAUAUUAUUGUCUUAGCAAAACACAUGUGUGUCAUCAUGAUGGAAAUGACGGAUUUCACGAGAGGUAGAGGCCCUCUGAAGACCACUAUGGAUGUAAUAAAUGCAGCGAAGAAAAUUUCGGAAGCCGGUACAAAGCUGGAUAAACUGACUAGACAGAUAGCUGAGCAAUGCCCUGAGAGUUCUACCAAGAAAGAUUUGUUGGCGUACCUUCAAAGAAUUGCAUUGUAUUGUCAUCAGAUGAAUAUUACUUCUAAAGUCAAGGCGGACGUCCAAAAUAUCAGUGGUGAACUAAUUGUGUCUGGACUCGAUAGCGCCACGUCUCUAAUUCAAGCUGCCAAAAAUCUGAUGAACGCUGUUGUCUUAACAGUUAAAGCUUCGUAUGUUGCUUCUACCAAAUACCCAAGACAAGGAACUGUUGCGUCGCCAAUUGUUGUAUGGAAAAUGAAAGCACCGGAAAAGAAACCAUUGGUGAGACCUGAGAAACCCGAAGAAGUUCGUGCCAAAGUUCGCAAAGGUUCACAGAAGAAACUGCAGAAUCCAAUCCAUGCCCUUUCAGAAUUCCAAAGCCCCACCGAAUCAGUAUAGAUUUCUACAAAACCCUACAUUUUGGUAACUAACUGUUUUGUGACCGACAAAGUGUCGAGUGGUAGAUGUGGAGGUUACUAGCCAUUGCUAGGAUAUCUUCUUUAAGGCUAUGCGCUCACCAGUAAUAGAAUUUCCGUGCAUUUCUGGCAGUGAAUCACAGAAAAUCUACUUCUUGUAUUUCUUUCAGACUGCACAAAAUUGGAUAGAUCCUAUUCUCUGAUGGCAGAAGGUAAUUUUGAUUUUAUAAAACUUUAUCUGAGUACUCUUAAACUGAGCAACAAUAGUUCAUAAAUGUAAGAUUUUUCAGGUGGCUGCAAUUGAUUUUCAAAUUUAAAUUAAAUUUCUUACAACCUCUAAACCUUCUAGUUUAGAAUGCUUCAAGUUUUUUUUUAGUUUGAAAUAUGAAGAUAUCUCAAAUCUCAACAAGCACGUACUGGUAUUUUUUGAGCGUAUAGCCUUAAACAGACAUUGUGUAGCAAUCCGUAUAAACAUUAGUUGGGUAUUGUACAUUUGGGUUUCAUUCAUUUAAGCAGUAGAUAUAAGUCUUAAAACAAUAUUUAUUCGUAAAGUCGUUUAGGAUUUAGCUCGAGACUGAUAAAUCCGGAACGAAUUUGAAUACCUCUUCAGUAUUCCAUAUAUUCGAUGCUUUUAUCGAUUACAUCGUACAUUUUUCACUGAACUUGGGAGGUUUAUUCUGUAUUUUAUACAAACGCAUUUAGAAUCGUAAAAACAAUUUUGUUCGGUGUGCACGACGUGUAGUUAACCGAACAAGUCGAAUUUAUGAUCAGGUUGUCUCCCAAUAAAUUAUACAAAUUAACGUUCCACUAUGUUCGUCUAUACAGGAAAGCUUAGUUAUUUUUAUUGAACGUUUAUUUUAUACUGUAUUAUUUACACAAAAUAAAAUUGUAUUUGAAUAAA
Dendroctonus ponderosae (mountain pine beetle) is the source of this 3952-nucleotide messenger RNA. RefSeq names its product catenin alpha. Gene Ontology annotation, cellular component: adherens junction; catenin complex. The transcript has 12 exons. Gene Ontology annotation, molecular function: cadherin binding; beta-catenin binding; actin filament binding. Lineage: Eukaryota; Metazoa; Arthropoda; Insecta; Coleoptera; Curculionidae. Bases 248 to 3034 code for a protein of 928 amino acids. Gene Ontology annotation, biological process: cell migration; cell-cell adhesion. The record is from RefSeq and is a predicted model, not a curated record.